CCACAGCUCUCCGCGAACAAGCAGCUGCUCAGCUAAGUGCCUCAGACCCGACGUGCGGGGUCGGCGGCUCCUCUCAGCUCUUGCUCCGGCGCGCUUCUCUCAGACCCGGCGCUGAAAUUAGUUAAAUACAGCUAAGGAAUACAGGCAAUAUGUUCUACACCCACGUGCUUAUGAAUAAACGGGGGCCAUUGGCCAAAAUAUGGCUUGCAGCUCACUGGGAGAGAAAACUCACAAAGGCCCAAGUGUUUGAAUGUAACCUGGAGAUAACCAUUGAAAGAAUUAUUUCACCUAAGGUGAAAAUUGCACUUCGAACUUCAGGACACCUUCUUUUGGGAGUUGUUCGAAUCUAUAAUAGGAAAGCCAAAUAUCUUUUGGCAGAUUGCAGCGAAGCAUUUCUUAAAAUGAAGAUGACAUUUCGCCCAGGACUGGUUGACCUUCCAAAAGAGAAUUUUGAAGCGGCUUACAGCACUAUCACAUUACCAGAAGAAUUUUAUGAUUUCGAUACCCAUAAUAUGAAUGCUGUUGAUGUUUCAGAACAGUUUACUCAGAAUCAAAGUAAACCUGAAGAAAUUACACUUAGAGAAGAAUAUGGCAAUGAUCUACUUUUCCAAGCUGAGAGCUUUGGUGAUGAACCUGAAAUUCUCAGAAGACAUAGUUUCUUUGAUGACAACAUAUUACUGAAUUGCAGCGGCCCUGUAGCUGAGCAUAGUUCUGGAAGCCCCACUGGAGAAAAAUCUCUGUUCUAUGACAGUGGCGAUGCAUUCGGAGAUGAAGGAGCUGCGGGAGAAAUGAUUGAUAAUCUGUUGCAAGAUGAUGAGAAUAUCCUGUUAGAAGACACGCACUUGAGCAGAGAAAUUACCCUGCCUCCUGAACCUCCCAAUACUGUAAUGGAUGAUACAGAGCAAGUAUGUCUACCUGAAAAUGAAAAAGUGAAUGAAUCAAUAUGGUUAUCAAAUGAAGAGGAAAGAUUUACCCUUGAUCCAAUCAAUGUUUCAGAUAUUGCUGAGAAAAGGAAAGGCAAAAAGAGGAGAUUGCUGAUAGAUCCUGUCAAGGAGAUCAGCAGCAAAAGUAUGCAUAAACAGCUUACUUCCUUUGUGGAUACGCUCAUGGUUUUGGAACUUGCACCUCCUACCCAAAGAUUAAUGAUGUGGAAGAAGAGGGGAGGAGUGGACACACUUCUGUCAACUGCUGCCCAGGAUUUGAUUCAUACUGAACUGAAAAUGUUGUUCACAAGGUGCUUUUUGUCUUCUGAUUUGAAACUUGGGAGAAAAUUGAUGCAGAAAGAGUCAGUAAGGAAAGAAGUAGGAAGCCAAAAGAUAGUAGAGACCUCCAUGAUGGAAGACCCAGAUUCCCAGCCAGAGUUACGUCAAUCCCGAACUUGGAAGGAUGUGAUUAAUGGAUCUAAGUGUAGCUUUCAUGAGGAUAUCAGUAAAAAUAUGAACUCUGAGGAUAUUGUUGAAAUGGUUUCGUCAACUGCUGAAGAAUCAUCUUUGAUGAAUGCUUUCACGGCACAGGAAAUUGAAAAUUGUCCGGUUGAAUUGGACUCUUCAGGGAAUGAACAAAGUGUUGAUACAGAGAGAUGGAAUCGAAGAAUGCUUCAGAUGUUAAAUAGUUUACGGGAAUACAAUAAGAUGGGAAUGCAGUCCUUUAGUCUGAUGAAGUUCUGCAGAAAUAGUAACCGAAAACAAGCAGCUGCCAAAUUUUAUGGCUUUCUUGUCCUAAAAAAACAGCGGGCUAUUGAACUGAGCCAGAGUGCUCCCUAUGCAGAUAUUAUAGCUACUGUGGGACCAAUGUUCCAUAAAAUAUGAAGGAAAUCCAGAACAUGCAGACUUGUGUCACCACUGGAAUUUCGGUGUUGACUGGAUUUAAUGCAGAAGCCAUCUGGAAGCCACUAAAGGUCUGAUCCCCCUCAGAGACUGGCUGACCUCCUGUAUCCUCCCUGUAAGGUCAGGAUUAUCAUAGCCAGACUGAAAAUCUGUAUGUUUAAAGAAAUAACUACAGCUAAGUAAUUCUUAAACUUGGCCUGUUUAUGUUGAAUGUAUAGCAUUCAUCAUUUCCCUAGCUUGAAUGUUGCAUUUAGGGUACAUUUAGGACACAUAUUUUAAAAACUCUAUCUCUUUAAGAAACAUUCAAGGAUGUUUUUUCAAAAGGCUAUUUUUAUAUUGGAUUAUUUACUUAAAUGUUGUAGAAUAAGUUAAUAAUGAAUACUUUCUUAUUGCUACAGAAGGAAUACAUUUAUCUGAUUCUAAUGCAUUAUCACUGUGAUGUAAGCUAAUGCCAUGGUUUGUAGUCUGAUAUCUUCAUUAAAAAUAUUUUAAAAUAUAAUAUUUAUCUUUGUUUUAAAUUACCUGAGUGACUUUUGAUCUAUUUACAGGUCAUUUAACUUUUUUGCUUACUAGUUCACAAUUAUUAUAACCCAAAAUUAAUGUGUUAGCAAAACUAAUCUGCUUCUUAUCUUAAAAAAAUUAGCAGACCCUUGUUCAGCAUGUUAUCUGCAGUUAUAAUUUGAGAAAUAUCACUAAAACAAAAAAAAGUUAUUGGUGUUUACUGAGUAUUUUUGACACUAAGAUCAUUGUUUUCCCUUAGAACAAUUUCUUAGUUGAAAUUUUAGUUAGGAAAUGUUCAUAUUAUUCUCUGUGAAUUCCACAGUACACUGUAAACUGAAGCCUGUGGUAUUCUUUAUGGAAUUACAUGACAAACAACAAGUUCUAAAUAACCUCUUUGAGGGUAUUAAUUUUAUAAUAUAUAAUAUAUAUUAUAUAUAAUAUAUAAUU
Messenger RNA from Oryctolagus cuniculus (rabbit), 2774 nucleotides. NCBI's taxonomy places the organism in Eukaryota, Metazoa, Chordata, Mammalia, Lagomorpha, Leporidae. The record is from RefSeq and is a predicted model, not a curated record.